CCCUCUUCCCCCUCCCCAACACACACAAACUCUUGCUCGCCCCCUACGCCACAGGAGCAGGACCUCGGGAGUUCAGAGGCGGACACAGACGCGCAGCUAGAAGAUGUCGUCGUCAUACAGCGAGUACAAGAAACUCAAGGCGAAGAUGAGGAAGGUGCAGAAGCUGAAGCGAGACCUGCAGAACCCGGGGCAGGCCAUGAAGCGCAAGAUGCAGCCUGACAUCUACAAGAAGGCUAAGCGCACCGCCCAUCAGGCUUCCAACCCAGGACAGACUUUGAAGCACAAGCUGCAGCCCGACGCGUACAAGAAGGCCAAGCGCAGGCUCAAGAAGCUGUCCAAGCUCAAGAAGAUGAUGAAGGGCGAGGUGCACUCCAAACCCAAGCCUCGCGGGAUGAUGCCGCCUGAGGGGCACAGCGGGGCUCGGCACGGCGCGGCCCCCGAUGACGGUUACUCGAGCUCAGACUGCUCCAGCGUAAGCUCGGGAUCCUCGCUGGAGGGCGAGACCCUGUCCGAUCUGUCCGACCUGUCCGAUUCGGAGGACGGUUCCGGUUCCAGCUGAACGAUACGAGGAAACUCUUUUUGAUGGAUGAUGUGUAAUAUAUGUACAUCCCAGAAUGGUUGUUGACU
Messenger RNA from Ectocarpus siliculosus, 627 nucleotides. The record is from the annotation of a GenBank genome assembly. Lineage: Eukaryota; Phaeophyceae; Ectocarpales; Ectocarpaceae.